AUGGCUCGCCAGAGCGCUGCUCUUGCGACGCUCCUUGUCCUGGCCUCCACCAUCACCAACGUCGCCGCCGCCGGCUCAUCCAACAGCAGCGAUGGCAAGGUCGCCGCCCAGGCCGGCGUGCUCGAGGGCGCCAACCCCGUCAAGUACAGCGCCUCCAACCCCAUCACCCUCUUCAUCAUCCAGGCCAUGAUCAUCAUCAUCUUCUGUCGCCUGCUGCACUACCCCCUGUCCUACCUCGGCCAGCCCCGUGUCAUCGCGGAGGUCAUUGGCGGUAUCUUGCUGGGUCCCUCGGUCAUGAUGCGCAUUCCCGGCUUCAAGGCGAACAUCUUCCCCACAGAAUCUAUGCCCGUCCUCAACAAUGUCGCUAAUCUCGGUCUCAUCAUCUUCCUCUUCCUGGUCGCACUCGAGGUCGACGUCCGACUCUUCACCAGCAACUGGCGCGUCGCUCUGUCCGUCGGCCUGGCCGGCAUGAUCCUGCCUUUCGGGCUCGGCUGCGCCAUCGCCUGGGGCCUGUACCAUCAGUUCCGGGACGAGGCCGACACCGUCUCCAUCAACUUCGGCGUCUUUGCCCUCUUUAUCGGCACUGCCCUGGCCAUCACUGCGUUCCCCGUCCUCUGCCGCAUCCUGACCGAGCUCAAGCUGCUGCGCUCCUCCGUCGGCGUCACUGUCCUCGCCGCUGGCAUCGGCAACGAUGUCACCGGCUGGAUCCUGCUGGCCCUGUGCGUCGCCCUCGUCAACAACGCCAACGGCCUGGCCGCCCUCUACGCCCUGCUCUGCACCAUCGGCUGGGCCCUGUUCCUGUGCUUUGCUGUCCGCCCCUGCUUUAUGUGGUGCCUCAGGAGGACCGGCAGUCUCCAGAAUGGCCCUACGCAGGGCAUGGUCUCGCUGACCCUGUUGAUUGUCCUGUUCUCGUCCUGGUUCACCGGCAUCAUCGGAGUGCACCCCAUCUUCGGUGCCUUCCUUGCUGGUCUGAUCUGUCCCCACGAGGGAGGCUUCGCCAUCAAGCUGACCGAGAAGAUUGAGGAUCUGAUCUCCGUGCUCUUCUUACCUUUGUAUUUUGCCCUUUCGGGUCUCAGCACCAAUCUUGGUCUGCUCGACAAUGGCAUUACCUGGGCCUAUGUUAUCGGUGUCAUUGCCAUCGCUUUCUCUGGCAAGAUCAUUGGAGGAACCCUGGCUGCGAAGUUGAACAGACUGGAAUGGCGCGAGAGCUUCACCAUCGGGUGUCUCAUGAGCUGCAAGGGCCUUGUGGAGCUCAUCGUACUUAAUAUUGGGCUGCAGGCUAAGAUCCUCUCCCAACGGACCUUUACCAUCUUCGUCGUCAUGGCUGUCGUUACAACCGUGGCUACCACUCCAUUGGUCAAGUGGCUUUACCCGCCGUGGUACCAAACCAAGAUGGAGAAAUGGCGACGCGGAGAGACCGACAAGGACGGAAAUCCCAUAUCCUCUACCUCCAGUGGAGAUGAUCCUGCUGAGCAGCAGCUCAACUCGGCACAGAUUCGCCGCCUGCUCGUCUACUUGCGGCUUGACAGUCUCCCGAGUCUCUUCACUUUCAUUGCCCUUCUUGGAGGCGACGAGGGGGUGAAACAGCAGAUCAUAGAGGAAGGAGAGCCUUCAGAGAAGGGCGAAGCCCAUAUCACUUCUCGGCAAGUCGCAAAGCGGCCCCUGGAAGUCCACGGGCUGCGAAUCUUGGGGCUCACGGAGCGAACGUCGUCGGUGAUGCAGGUCACCGAGGGUGAGGAAUACUACUCCGAGAUAGACCCGGUCGUGAAUGCCUUCCGCACCUUCUCGCGGCUGAACGAUGUCGCCGUGUCCGGCAAGGUCGCUAUCGUGCCAGAAGCAUCCUACGCAGAAACCCUGAUAAAGCAAGCCUCGGAUGUCGCGUCAGACUUCCUGCUGGUCCCCUGGAGCGAGUAUGGCAGCAUCACCGAGGACACGUCGGUGGCCUUCGUCACAUCUGCCCAUGACCGCUACAACAACCGCGGACACCUCGAUUUCGUCAGUAAGGCCCUCGAGACAUCUGUAUGCAACACUGGCAUCUUUAUCAACCAGAACUUUGGCGGCAUGGGCCCCGCCGAGCGGCCCAACCUCAAGAAAACAAAGAGCGCCAUGUCCAUCCACAGCCAGCGUGACGCCGCCACCUUACCUGUCAAGGACAAGAGCCACCAGAUCUUCUUCCCCUUCUUCGGCGGGGUGGACGACCGCGUGGCCCUGCGCUUCGCGAUCCAACUCGCAAAAAGCCCACACGUGACCCUCACCGUCGCCCACUUCAGCUGGUCCGCUUACGACUCGGGCGACGAGGUCGAGGUCCCCUCCAAGGCCGCCGGCGGCUCGCGCGGCGCGAGCAAGGACGCCGUCAAGGUCGUCGAGGAGACGUCGGCCCAGGAUCUCGCGGUGCUGUCCUCGCUGCGGUCCCUGCUGCCCAAGGAGCUGGCGGGCCGCGUGUCCCUGGCCGAGAUCAACGUCACCAAGGGGACUGCGGUGGCCGAGGCCGUUUCCAGGGCCAGGGAGAGCGUCGGAAACGUCCCCCGGAACGCUGGCGAUAUUGUCGUCGUCGGCCGCUCGCACCCCGACCUGGGCGACUCCCAGAUCGAUCUGGGCGGGCUCGACCUGAAGAAGACGGUCGGCACCGUUGCCGAGCAGCUCGUCAACGGCGGCGUCAAAGCCAGUGUGCUCGUCAUUAAGGCCGGCGGCGCAGGCCUGCAGUGGUAA
Molecule: messenger RNA, 2709 nt
Organism: Diaporthe amygdali
Lineage: Eukaryota; Fungi; Ascomycota; Sordariomycetes; Diaporthales; Diaporthaceae
Exons: 3
Coding region: 1-2709 (902 amino acids)
Biological process (GO): proton transmembrane transport
Cellular component (GO): membrane
Molecular function (GO): antiporter activity
Source: RefSeq, a predicted model, not a curated record